GAGAUUUCGGCAAAAAGGGCGAGCGUGACUGGAGAAUAUCAGGGAAAAUUUUUCGGAGAAAGAUGGUGCCAUCACUGGUUGAUCUCUGUGUCAAGAAAUGGAUCGAUAAUGUAUGGAGUCUGGCAAAUGUUGGUGAAAUCGACGAGUAUCUUCUCGACUUGAUGUUGCCUCUCUGCUCUGUGGACCAGUUAAAGUAUGUGGAAGGGGCUACUAAAGUUUCGCAGGAAAUAGAUUUGAGUUCGGUAACGGAUAAAUUGUGGAGGACGUUUUAUGAGGCGCGCUUUGGUAACACCGAUGGAGUGAUUGAGAAAAUGAGAGACAACAAAAUUCCAUUCAAAUGGAAGCAAGCGUAUGAGUAUAAAGAGGAGGAGAUUAAAGCUCGGGAGAAAACGAUGCGACUGCUUCUCAAGAAGGACGAAUAUGAUUAUUGUGGAGCUGGCUACAAUAGAAUGAAUUCACUGGCCAGGGAAGAGAUAGACUCUCUAAACAGUGAAGAAGAAGAAGAUGAUGAUGAUGAUUAUGAUGAUGAGGUGGUGGUGGAUGAAGAAUCUGAUGUUGAAGGAGAGGUUUCUGUUGAAGAGGUAGAGGAGGAUGAAGAAACUGAAACUGAUAUUGAAGAAGUUGUAGAGAAAGAGGGAGAAGUUUCUGCUGAAGAGGUAGAGGAAGUGGAAGAAGAAGAACAAACUCAGAUUGAAGAGGGAGAAGAUGAUAGUGAUGAGAGUGAAGCAGGGCAAGAAGAUUGUGGUGGUGGUGAUUGUGAUGAUGAUGGCUAUGAUGACGAUUAUUAUGAUGAUGACUACGGCUACGAUGAUGAUUAUGGAUGUGAUUACGAUUGUGAUGAAUAUUAGCUUCCUGUGAUAAACCUCUUGGAUAGACCUAAAGCUUUCAUGUUAGUUGUUGUUGUUGUUUUUUUUUUUUUAAUAUUGUAAAUACAAAUUAUGCCGCUGACUAAUUUUUUUAGAUUUUUCACUUGAAGGUAAGUAAUACAAGCUUGUUAAGA
Messenger RNA from Neltuma alba, 1000 nucleotides. Its product is annotated as nonsense-mediated mRNA decay protein 2-like. Gene Ontology annotation, biological process: transcription elongation by RNA polymerase II. The transcript is spliced from 6 exons. Bases 63 to 848 code for a protein of 261 amino acids. The record is from RefSeq and is a predicted model, not a curated record. Lineage: Eukaryota; Viridiplantae; Streptophyta; Magnoliopsida; Fabales; Fabaceae. Gene Ontology annotation, cellular component: elongin complex; nucleus.